AUGAAAAAAGCCUGUACAUCAGAGACAUCCGAAGAACCACCACCUACCUUGGACCAAACUAGUUCAACAUGGCUUCCAGAGAACACCAACUGCCUGGCAUGUUCAGAGGACGGCAUGUACCUCUGUCUGGGCCACUCCAGGGGCCUGUCUGUGUGGUGUGCAUCAUCUCUGACCCGUGCUGCAGAGUGGCUACAAGACGGACUCGAGGUUAACUUUAUUCAGACGACCAGAAUGCUGGAGCUGACCUACCUGCUCGGUACUGUUGAUGAUAUGGGCGUUGCCAGACUGUUUUUACAUCACUCUGACGGCAUCCAUCUUCUCAGUGUUAUCAACCCCAUGGAAGAUAUCAACAAAAGAAGAAUUUGUUUGACACUUGACCUUAGUGAAGGGGGUCAUUAUGGAGCUGCAUCAUUCAGUUGUAAUGGUGAUGUCUGGCUCGAGGUCUAUCAGUUUCCUUCAGUGGCGUGGCUGGAAGAAUUAAGGAUGGCGGCAACACAAACACAGGACCCAAACUUAUCAGAAACUGUGGGUAUAACUUGGUCUUCAGUUGCAGUGAUGAUGAAAAUUGCACCUGAAAUUCCUGCAGGUAUUACAGGGAGAACUGUUAGAGACUUUCUGAUGCGCUAUUCGUUUGUGGACGUUGUUGCAAACACCAGCACUCAGAGGGAGAAAUCAGCUUUCAGUACGGAUCAAGGAAAAACAAAGCGGGGCACACAUCACUUUCUUCUGCCUUCUGAUGGAUUUCCUGGUGAAGCAGGAGUACCUGCAGCCGUCGCUGUGUGGUGGAGUGGUAGCCAUAACCUCCAUCAGUAUUCGCUGCAAGAAGCCCCCCAGAAAAAACAAGGCAGGCCUUUUUAUUUAUUUUAUUUAUUCAAGAGGAAAUAUAAUAAUACUUUUCUUUGGACCCUUUACUCUUUUGAAGCAGCUGUGGAUCCCAUCCCAGAUGUUUCGUGGCCAAAUGCAAAGGAAAUCCAGUGCUCGGCUGUCAGCAGAUGCACCCGUUACAUAGCUCUUGGACUCGAUGAUGCGUUGGUUUGUGUCUGGGACAGGCUAACCGGGGCUCCUCUCUCUGUUGUCCCAAUGCCAGCCCAAAGCAGCCCACUCUCCACCAUCCAGUUUUUCAAUCCCUGGCCUGUGUCUGCUCAGGAUUCUCAGAUUUUUGCUGCCGAGAUUCUCCAUCUUUUGGUGCUUUGUAAUGAUGGAGCUAAUUACACAGUUACGACAGGACGAGGGACGAAGCCCCGCACCGAGCAGCUGGCAGUGAGACCAAAAGACAGCAGGGAACUUCAGACUGUCACCACCUCAGUGCCGUUCCUGCAGGGUGUGUCAUUUGCGGUGCAAAGAAAUGGAAGAAUGUUCCUCCAAGACGUCCUCAAUAGAGUCAAUCUGUGCUUCUUGACACUUCCCACAUCCCAUCAAAUGACUUCUCCCUGCAGUCCUGUUUACGUGCUCAGCACCACACAGCAAUCCCUGUUCAUACGAGGGGAUUUGGGAACUGGCCUCCGCAGUUUUUCUCAAGAAAGCCCCCAGAGUCAGCUUUUUGUAUUCCGUUUAGGACAGGCUGACAUGCUUAAGCAGCAUAUAGUCUCGCAACCAGAGUCUCCACAGCGACCAAAGACACUGAGCAAUGCCACUCCGGAGGAAAUCUGCGACCUCUACCUUCAGCAAAGAGCGCUGGCGGUGGACGAAAGGAACAAAGCUAUAGCGCAGACGUGGGAGAAGCUACGGGGAGCUGCAGGGAUGCAGGACAAGGAAUAACGCAGUGGAGCAACAAAUGAGGCA
Molecule: messenger RNA, 1782 nt
Organism: Cololabis saira (Pacific saury)
Lineage: Eukaryota; Metazoa; Chordata; Actinopteri; Beloniformes; Belonidae
Gene: wdr93
Product: WD repeat domain 93
Exons: 15
Coding region: 1-1758 (585 amino acids)
Biological process (GO): electron transport chain
Source: RefSeq, a predicted model, not a curated record